Molecule: messenger RNA, 735 nt
Organism: Cokeromyces recurvatus
Lineage: Eukaryota; Fungi; Mucoromycota; Mucoromycetes; Mucorales; Mucoraceae
Product: velvet factor-domain-containing protein
Exons: 3
Coding region: 1-735 (244 amino acids)
Source: RefSeq, a predicted model, not a curated record
AUGAUACUAUUUUAUAGUUCUAUAUUAUCACCAUUAUCUCAUUUAUUCUUAAUUGCAGUUCUUAUCCCAUCAGAUAAGGAAAGUCAAGAGCUAAACCUUGCUUUGCAUACUAAAUUGACAAUUGGACGUACCGUUUCCUCUGUCUAUAAUUUAAGAGAUUUAGAUGGAAGUGAAGGUAUUUUUUUCGUAUUUCCAGAUAUUUCUGUUCGGAUAGAAGGAAACUAUCGUCUACAAAUGUGUUUGUUUAAAAUUCAAGGGCAUUCUGUUAAUUAUAUUACAUCAGUAUUGACUAAGCAGUUUACUGUCUACAAUGCCAAGAAUUUUCCUGGAAUGCAUCCUUCUUGUUCCUUAAUCAAAAGCUUUGCUGCACAGGGAUUAAAGAUCAGAAUUAGAACGGAAUCAGGUCCACGAUUAUCGAGACGAACCAAUAAAAAGUCAACGAGGAAAAAUACUAUUCAGAAAAAAGCAGGACAAAUAGAUAAUACAUCAAAUGAAACAAGUGAUAAUCAUAACUCUGUCAUAUCAGUGAAUUCAUUACUGCUAAUGGACGAUAAAGAGGGUUCUAAGAGUAUUAUUAAAGAGUCAUCAGAAAAAGAAGUGAUAGAUAAUGGCAAUAUAGUAUUUUCAAAGGAUAAUAAGCAAAAAUCACAAAUAAGUUUUAAAAGUAGUUGUUACAAUCCUGUAGUUGAUAUGAAUGAAGCUAAAAAGAAAGGUAAUCAUCAUUAUUUAGGUUAG